UAGCCCCCUGUCCGCGUAAAUGAAAGGUCCUAACUACAAUUCAAAACAUUUCUCGCUAUAUACUGCGUAUUGUUGGCCUGGGUAUUACGACUACAUUUAAUAAUUCCGCGAACUUCCAGUACUCUGUCUAAUGUCUUGUUUUAUGUUUUCGGGUGUGAUUUUUUCAUUUGUUUGCAUUUACCAUUGAAGCUUUUCAAGUAUAUGACUUCAUGUUACAUAUAACAUUACUUGUUCAUUACAGGUGAACAUAGAGAUGCCCACUAGGCAGGAUUCAGAUAACCUGCCUGUGUAUUCGCCUAUAAAAUUUAAUGCUAAUAGGUUUUCUACUGCGCAAAAGGUUCUCAUGGCCAUUGCGGUUGCAUCUGUUAUCGGCGUGUCAUUGUUUCUUGGUAUCUACAUUGGCAACAUGAUACAAGCCAAGCCUGUUACGAAACAAGCUAGACAAUUGCCACUGACUGCAACCACAAUAAAGACAUCCACGGUGACAAGCAAACCUAUUAAAACCUCGCUCACGCGACCGGACGUUACUUCACCCACUCAGACUGACGAGACGUCAGCAACGACUGCAUCAAGUUCCUGGCGAGAUCAACCAUGUAUUGCGGAGAAACAAUGUCCUGAAGGUUUUUCUGAGUCACCAGUGAUUCUGGUUUCACUGGAUGGAUUUCGUGCCGAAUAUCUGCUGAGGAAUUUCACUCCUACUUUACAGAGAUUGCGGGAGUGUGGGGCCCAUGCCACCCACAUGCGUGCCUCCUACCCUUCAAAGACCUUCCCCAAUCACUAUUCCAUUGUCACCGGUCUAUAUCCCGAGUCACAUGGAAUCAUAGAUAACAACAUGUAUGAUCCGGAGUUCGGGGCUUCGUUUAGCCUGGGUUCUCCAGAAUCGUAUAAGAACCGAUGGUGGCAAGGAGAGCCGGUUUGGAAUACAAUCGAAAAACAAAACAAGAAGGCUGCUACGUUCUUUUGGCCAGGUUCCGAUGUUGAUAUACAGAAUAUGAGACCGACCUACUAUGAAAUGUACAACGGCAGCAUACCGUAUGCUGUCCGCGUGAAUCAAGUUCUGGCGUGGCUUGAUAUGGACUCGGCAGAUCGCCCCCAAUUUAUCACAUUGUAUCUAGAAGAGCCGGACAAAGCAGGCCAUUCAUAUGGGCCAGUCGCAGACGAGGUGAAAGCUUACAUUUCGCGCCUUUUCGCCAUCCACAUGUUUAUUUUAAGUUUACGUGGUUUAGUAUUGUCUACGUCCCUCCAUUGCAUACGUACUACCUCCGACCACAUUCUCUCUUCUAACCUUUCUCCAGUUUUUCCUUUCUCUUCAUUCUGUCACGCAUUAAAUUGCAUUUUUUCUACACACGUUAAUGAGCGGCUAGCCUAUGCAGAUAGUUAUAUUGAGUUGCUGAUGGAUGGAUUGUUCGAAAGAGGACUACAUUCUUGUGUCAAUGUCAUUGUCUUGGCGGAUCAUGGCAUGGCGCCGCAUUCCUGUCAACGAGUUGAGUUCCUCCAGGAUUACAUCAACCUCAACAACCUGUACAUCUAUCAGGGACCAAAUGCCAGAAUUGAUCUGAUGGAGAAAAGCCUUUACACACCAGAGGAGAUUCUGCACGACACCGUUUGCCGGAGUGAACACUAUGACGCAUACCUAAAGAAGGAUGCACCGAAGCGAUAUCACCACGCGAAUAACCGUCGUAUUAGUCCCAUAGUGAUAGAUGUCGAGGAGGAGUGGCUAGUAGGCCGUCGGCGAAUUCGGCCUCUCAAGAAAAAGAUUCCUGACAGAACACUCGAUGGAAUUGCAAAAAGUCAAACCAAUAAGACACCAGAAACAAUGACAUUCUGUACAGGAGGCACGCACGGCUGGGAUAACCGCGCAGCAAGCAUGCACAACUUUCAAAUGCCCGCUAUUUGCAACGUACACAUUGACAAGGCUUUUACAAGUGUGACUGACGAGAGGCCGUGUGUGCGCGGUGAUGUGAGGAUACCACCAGGACUCCAACCUACAUGUGAUGCAUACAGCAAUGCACGCAGAACAAAUGUUAACCCCUACGGAAUGUUUAAUCCAGGUGAAAACGCCCCAAUUUCGGCUGUCAAUGAUUCCGCUAUCAUGACAAACAUGGUUCCGAUGUAUGAAGGGUUCAUUCAAGGCGUGUGGCACGAUGUCCAUGACUAUCUCUCGCAGUGGGCACAGACACUUGGACCAAUCAACGUUGUCACUGGCCCUGUGUUUGAUUACAACAUUGAUGGCAACUAUGAUGACCUGUCCAUGGUUGAGUUUCUUUACAAUGACAGCAGCAUACCCCUACCGACCCAUUACUUUUUGGUUCUAACCCGAUGCCUAGAGCUCGGAUCUAGCCUGGCUGAUUGUCCAGCGACGAGUAUUGAUGCGCUGUCAUUUAUAAUACCACACAAAGAGAAAAUGGAAAAUUGCAAGUUGACCGACGAAUACGUUUUUACUCAUUCCUCCUCGCUGCGUGAUGUAGAGCGUCUUACGGGGCUCAGUCUCCAUCCAGAACUUGACUUUUAUGAAACGAUGGGAUAUCGGCUUAUAUCUCGACAAACUCUAUGGGAGCUAAAUCUUCCGUCACCACCUCCACCAACUACUCCACCGCCUGGCAAAUGGAUCGAUCAGGAAUGCGUAACACAGAAAGUUUGCCCUGCUGGGUUCGAGACUUCGCCCGUGAUCAUUGUGUCAUUGGACGGAUUCCGUGCCGAAUACCUGCUGAGAAAUUUCACGCCCACCUUCCAGCGCAUGCGUGAAUGUGGGGCCCAUGCCACUCACAUGCAGUCAGUCUACCCUACGAAGACUUUCCCAAACCACUACUCACUGGCCACGGGCCUUUAUCCAGAGUCGCAUGGCAUCAUUGACAACAGUAUGUACGACGCUGCCUUUGACGCUUCCUUUAGCCUCGGCUCACCGGAGAAAAACAACAAUAGGUGGUGGAACGGUGAACCGAUUUGGAACACCGUAAUGAAAAAUGGAAAAACGGCAGCAACUUAUUUCUGGCCCGGUUCUGAUGUGGAUAUACAAGAUAUGCGACCCGACUAUUUCUACUAUUAUGACAACCGAGUGCCAGACCACACUAGGGUUAACCAGAUGCUACACUGGCUAGAGUAUCCAGCCAAUGAACGUCCAGAUUUCAUCACUGCCUACUUUGAGUCAGUCGACGGCAUUGGACACAAUGUCGAUCUGGAUACCGAUGAGCUGAAUGACGAACUGGCUUACAUGGACAGUGUUAUCGGGGAUCUGAUGGAUGUCUUUACCAGAGGGGGCUCCACCAGUGUGUUGACAUUAUGAUCACUGCGAUCAUGGUAUGGGUGCUAUCUCGUGUGACAGGAGAGUGAUGAUGGAAGACUACGUUUACGACGUGGAUCUCGUUAAGGUCUACCAGGGAGCCAACAGUCGCAUCGCAAUAAACAAGUCCAACUAUACGGCGGACACACUGCUGGACGCAGUGCGCUGUAAGAACGACCACUAUAACGCCUUCAGGAAGGAAGAGAUGCCCAAGCGGUUCCAUUACAGCAACAACGACAGGAUUGACGAGGUUGUGCUGGACGUGGAGGAAGAUUGGCUCAUCGCCAGAGAACCAUCCACAUUAACAGGAUCUACCUGCUCAGGCGGCACCCAUGGAUGGGAUGAUCGCGACACGAGUAUGCAUGCAAUAUUCAUAGGACACGGUCCACAUUUUAAACAAAACUAUACCAGUCCUGCUUUUCCAAAUAUUGAGUUAUACAACUUGAUCGUGG
Molecule: messenger RNA, 3732 nt
Organism: Priapulus caudatus
Lineage: Eukaryota; Metazoa; Priapulida; Priapulimorpha; Priapulimorphida; Priapulidae
Product: venom phosphodiesterase 2-like
Exons: 29
Coding region: 254-3283 (1009 amino acids)
Molecular function (GO): metal ion binding; nucleic acid binding; hydrolase activity
Source: RefSeq, a predicted model, not a curated record